AUGACCGGUCGAGGCGGUGGAGCUGCUCGCAAGACGCUGCUUGCGCCGAUUCACUUCAUCUUCAAGCUUCUCCAGCAACGAGCCACGGUGUCGGUCUGGCUAUAUGAGCAGCUGGCUUUCCGGAUAGAGGGGAAGAUUCGGGGAUUCGACGAGUUCAUGAACCUGGUCAUUGACGACGCCGUGGAGGUCCGAUUGCCAACAAAGACGGAGGAGGAGAAGCGGAGACCUUUGGGCCAAAUCCUGCUCAAGGGUGACAAUGUGUCACUGAUCCAAGCCGUCCAGUGA
Aspergillus melleus is the source of this 285-nucleotide messenger RNA. Its product is annotated as small nuclear ribonucleoprotein E. Lineage: Eukaryota; Fungi; Ascomycota; Eurotiomycetes; Eurotiales; Aspergillaceae. Gene Ontology annotation, cellular component: U4/U6 x U5 tri-snRNP complex; U2 snRNP; U5 snRNP. The coding region runs from base 1 to 285 and encodes 94 amino acids. Gene Ontology annotation, biological process: mRNA splicing, via spliceosome; spliceosomal snRNP assembly. The transcript is spliced from 3 exons. The record is from RefSeq and is a predicted model, not a curated record. Gene Ontology annotation, molecular function: RNA binding.